UCCUUUUGUCCCAUCUGUCGUGUGAAGGCUUUCGAUGGUAGCUAUGCACUUGAGCGCUGCUGGAACGCGCUCGUCAUGAUCACUUACAUUCUCCUCCUCUCCCGGCAAGGGAAAGUCCGUCUGUCGAAAUGGUUUACCACCAUGCAACCUAGAACCAAAGCUAAAAUUGUCAAAGAUGUCACGCAGUUGGUGCUUGCUCGCAGAGCUAGGAUGUGCAACUUUAUCGAAUACAGAGAUACCAAAGUGGUCUACCGUAGAUACGCAUCGUUGUUCUUCAUCUGUGGGAUUAGCUCGUCGGACAACGAACUUGUGACACUGGAAAUCAUACAUCGAUACGUGGAGGUGCUGGACCGAUAUUUUGGAAAUGUGUGCGAACUAGACUUGAUUUUCAAUUUCCAGAAAGCAUACGCGAUCUUGGACGAACUCAUAAUCGCAGGUGAACUUCAAGAAUCGUCAAGGAAGUCAGUUUUACGUAUGGUAACGCAGUCGGACAGUGUUGAAGAGGAAGAAAAAUCGAAUGAUAUCAUGACCCGUUUAGGUUCGAGACUGGGCGGUUGAAUGACCACCGCUGGUAGACUGUAUUUCAAUAUUUUGUAUACUUACUCUCGAUUAUUGUCAGGAUCUGCGCAACUUAACUAAUCCCCAACGGCAAUUGUAAAAUGGAAGUCGAGAGUCGCUGCGAUGUAUUAAUAUUGUAGUGUAAUGCAUGUAUGCAAUAUACGCCGGGGGAGCACGAAUAAGGCAUCUACGUCCUUCCGAG
Molecule: messenger RNA, 760 nt
Organism: Marasmius oreades (fairy-ring Marasmius)
Lineage: Eukaryota; Fungi; Basidiomycota; Agaricomycetes; Agaricales; Marasmiaceae
Exons: 7
Coding region: 76-558 (160 amino acids)
Biological process (GO): vesicle-mediated transport; protein transport
Cellular component (GO): intracellular membrane-bounded organelle; AP-1 adaptor complex
Molecular function (GO): clathrin-cargo adaptor activity
Source: RefSeq, a predicted model, not a curated record